Lodderomyces margitis is the source of this 4791-nucleotide messenger RNA. Its product is annotated as DEAD/DEAH box helicase. The coding region runs from base 1 to 4791 and encodes 1596 amino acids. Gene Ontology annotation, cellular component: nucleus. The record is from RefSeq and is a predicted model, not a curated record. Gene Ontology annotation, biological process: DNA damage response; protein polyubiquitination. Lineage: Eukaryota; Fungi; Ascomycota; Pichiomycetes; Serinales; Debaryomycetaceae. Gene Ontology annotation, molecular function: ubiquitin protein ligase activity; ATP binding; ATP-dependent chromatin remodeler activity. The transcript has a single exon.
AUGCGUAUAGAGGCUAUAUAUGAGAACGCCAUUCUCAAAUGUUUUGGUGGAGAGCUGCAUAAGACAGAUGAAGCUUAUGCAGGGACAGAUCUCAGGCCUACUACAAAGAAAAGAAGAGUAAGCACGAAUACUGAGUGUGAAAAGUUGAGAAUCGUAGACCGAUCUAUAAAACUUGUUGAUGAAUAUGGAGGAACCAAUAAUAUUGAAGUGACAAAUAAGCCUGUCAAGCUCUCGCUCGGGAAGAACGGAAGGCUAAGUGUGAAGUACUUUCAAAAGACUUGGCAAACCUUGGUUGAGAUAGCUGAUGUGUCAGAUUCACAAAUGCCACGAGAUGAAAUACGACUAUUGGCUUUAACAAAUAACAAGUAUGGAAUUACCGCUGAUUCUCGUUUAAACUUGAAAUUAGGGAACAAAUUGAUACAUUUGAAAGUGACGUACUCUCUAGAUUACAGCUUGAACUUGGAAAAUACUAUCCUGAGGAAGAUACUGGCUCCAUUGAUAAACAUUUUGGAAAGCAGGGAAAACUCAAUUAGUGCUAAAGAAUCACUAAAGGUAAGUCCCCAGCUCUUCUACAAAAGCAUAUGUGAACACACGGGGCAAUUGCCAGCAUUUGAGGGAGAUUUUGAUAUACCUGAACUCGAAACCAAUUUGUUGAAAUUUCAGAAGAAGACAGUGAAUUGGAUGCUAGAUAAGGAAAACGCGAAAUACAACUUUGAAACAAACAGGUGUGAUCAAGUCCUUUACUUUUGCGAAGGUGACUUGAUCGAUGAAGACAAAAUGUUGGACGUCAUCAACAAGAUAUGGUACGGUUGGGAAAUAACAGAGAUAUCCAAGAAAAAAGUAUUUUUCAACAAAUACACCAGUCAUCUUGUAACUAAGGAUCAGGUCAGAGACUAUCUUCUCGACUAUUUACAUCAAAAGGAUAAGAAUCUAUAUCCCGCGACCCUUCCUGCCAGGUGUUUGUUGAGUGAAGAAAUGGGUCUUGGUAAAACAGUUGAAACGACGGCGCUAAUUUUGCUAAACCAGCGUCCUGUAGAUGAUGUGGAUAAGAAACUAAGCCUACCGUUGAAUGAGUUUGGGGACGCCAAGACUAUCAUAAAGGGUCGUACAACUUUAAUUAUUGCUCCCUCAGCUAUACUUCAGCAGUGGAAAAAGGAAAUUAUUAAUUUGGCACCAUCCUUAGCCCUAACCGAAUACAAAGGAGUUUCAAACUAUCCGAUGUUUGACAAUAAACCAGCAGUAAUUGCGGAGUACCUACGCAAAUUUGAUGUAGUUAUUACAACGUACCAAAUAAUAUCCAAAGAGUUAGACUAUGCUAAGUAUUCGAGCAAGUUGAGAAAAACAAGGGGUGCAAAGCGAGACACGCCUUACCAAGAUACAAAAGAUAAUACAGACUCCAGCCUGGUGGAAGUCGAGGAUACUUUAGCUAAUGACUACCUGACUCUCUUUCAAUUGACAAGUUUAAGGAAGCCCCAGCAUGCAAACAAAAAGACAAACUCACUGCAGCUGGAAACUGAUUAUGAACAGGCAUUGCAGGAUGAAAUACAGUUGGCAUUGAGACAUAGCAAGAUACCAGAUUGGUACCGCAGAAAUGAGUACGAGUCUCCGCUAAUGCUCAUUCAAUUUUGGAGGAUCAUCUUAGAUGAGGUGCAGAUGGUGUCCCUGACCAUAUCCAAAGCCUUUCAAAGCGCAGCAUUAAUCCCCAGAUUUCAUGCUUGGGGAGUGUCUGGUACGCCUAUAAAGCGAGAUUUGAACGACUUGUUUUCGUACUUGAAAUUUUUAAGAUUCUAUCCGUUCAACUAUGACAUCGGCGUCUUGUCGUGGGAUCUUCUACUUAAUAAUGCAUCCGAGUUCAAAUCCUUUUGGUCAAAUAUAGCAAUCAGGCACACAAAAGCCAUGGUGCAUGAUGAUAUUAAAUUGCCUCCGCAGAAUCGAGUUUUGUUGACUAUUCCGUUUACUCCUGUUGAACAGGACUUGUAUGAUGAAAAAUUUUCCGAAUGCUUAUCCCACAUAGGGCUAGAUGAGAUGGGUAAUCCAUUAUCCAACGAUUGGGACCCCCUUGCACCUGCUGUACUAACCUUGAUGCGGACUUGGCUAUCAAGGUUGAGACAAAUUUGCUGCUCUCCGCAGGUUGGCAACUUGCAGCUUAAUUCGAGAAGGAUGAAACGCGCUAACUUGAAGAAUAGAAUAGCUUUGAUUGACUCAUUAAAAACUUUGGACUACUUGUUGAAAGAUAUGUUGACGCGUCUGUACGGUGAGUUAAGUGAUUUUGAAAGGCGAAAAAUUGAAGUUUUGUCCCAACUCUCGGACUUGCUAGAAUUUGUUUACUACCCCGAACAAGCUGUAAAGUAUUUGAAAGUUGGGAUAAUUGAAACGGUCAGUGUCAUUAAUCGAAUUGAGAAAAUACUUGACAAAUACAUUCAGGAUUACAAGAGCAAUUCUGACACUGAAGUCGAUGAUGAUGAUGAUAUAGGCAGAAUUCAAACAGACAAACAGAAUGAAGGUAACACCAAUGAAACAUUGAUAUCAUCUACAAGGACCAGACUUCGUAAUUGGCUUUUAACGUUGCAUCGUUUUUACUUUUUAUAUGCUUCUGCUAAUUUCCAGUUAUACGAUCCAGAGUUUCAAGAACAUGUCAAGGAAUUUAAACCCGAAGUUGAUUUGAACCCAUUGAAGGAUGUGAUCAAACAAUUUGAUGAUCAAGGUCGAUCAAUCGAGCUAGCUUCUUUAGCAACUUCGAUUCCUGUUUCAGAGUUUGAGUUUCACAACGCUUUUAUCGAUCUAGGUACUGCUCAGGAGAAUGAGGCCAAGUACUAUGAGCUCGCUGAGGGUGUCAGGGUAAAAAUUUUAGGCAGUGCGGUAAAGCAGUUUUACAAGACACUCGCAUCUCGAAUAUCUGACAGAGGCUACUUAUUUCCACUUGAAGAGGAUUUUGUUGACGAUGCUAAGAAUUUACUUCCGAAAUCAUCCAAAAAGCUUUUCAACAAGCUUCCAAUCAUGAAGAUGGAUGAUUUGACCCCAUUUGCAAUCACCACAAAGGUUCAGUCUUUUUUGAGCCGGGUUGGUGCAUUUGUAAGUGUGCUCAACAAAAUUUCGGUCGAGUUCAAUACAAAGUUUUCGACCUUGGUUGAAUUGUUAUCGGAUCCCGUUGACAGAAAGGAUAUUGAUAUUGUUGAUCAGGGGAAAAAGGAUGCGGACGAUGUAGGAGAUGCCGUAGACAACGACUAUGAAAAGCAUUUGGAGAUGCAAGGUAUAGCUGAGGACCUUUUAACAUCUUUGGACUCCCUUCUUAUGAAAAGAAAAGGGCUAAUUACUGGUCUGCUCGAAGAGAGAUUUAACCCAACACAGCCCAAUAAUAUACACGCAAAUGACAAGAUAGACUUUUCAAAACUAGUUUCGGAGUUGACACUAUUGGAGGAUGAGUUAGAGGAGUCCUCUUCCAAGGCAGUUGGGUUAGACCUAGAUCUAUUCAAAGUCUUUGGUAAAAAAUUCCGUAUUCUUUAUGAUAAUCAAAAGUUAGCACAAACGUUGAUUGCGAGAGAGUUGAAUGUGAACUGUAAUGCUGUUUUUAAUGCGAGGGUUGAGUAUUUCAAGCAGCUCCAACAGAUAUCGGAUACUGUGAAAUUAAGAGAAUAUCCGUAUUUGGACAGGAAAGAUCUUGAUCCUUUUCGUAUUAGAUCGUCAAUCUUGGGGGCAUUGGUCAUAUUGAAGGAUGUGACGAGGUAUAUGGACAGUGCAGUUGGCCGCUUUCGAUACUUGUCAGAGUUGGUAAAAGAAUCGCAGCAGAGUGUUAAUGAGAAUCGUGAAGAUGUAAUGACAUGUAUCAUCUGCCAGUCUAGUAUCAGCAUUGGGUCGUUGACCCUGUGUGGACACAAGUAUUGUAAGGACUGUUUAGAACACUGGAUGAAGAGCUCGCACACCUGUCCAAUGUGUAAGGCGAGGAUUGAUAUCAUGUCUGUUUACAACUUCACGAGGUAUGCUCCAGAGUUGAAAGCUAAGGAAGUUCAGAAUCUGGAGAUAAAGCCUAAAAGGGGUGCUGCAAUCAAUUCGAUUUACAAACCUUUAAAUCAGGAUUUGGUUCAAGAAGUGCAAGAGAUAAAACUUGACGCGUCAUAUAGCACCAAAGUAGACAUGAUUGUGAAGCAGGCCAGUUAUUUGAAAAAGUGCGAUCCAAAUGUUCAAAUUGUUAUAUUUAGUCAGUGGCAGGAUAUGUUGUACAUAUUGAGUAACGCUUUAAAGUCAGCAGGAAUAACAUUUGUUGGAACCGAUAGUGUUUUCCUUCCCGAUCAAAGCCACGUUUCAUCAAAGAAACCGAAAAAGGAAGCGGCAGUGGAAUACUUCAAACAAGCUGAAAACAAAGUUACAUGUUUUCUUUUGAACGCCAAGUCUCAGGCCAGUGGGUUGACGUUAGUGAAUGCCACGCAUAUAUUCUUGUGCGAGCCGUUGGUAAAUACAUCAUUGGAGUUACAAGCGAUCUCGCGCAUCCACAGGAUAGGCCAGACAAAACCAACCACGGUAUGGAUGUUUGCCAUCGAAAACACAGUCGAGGAAAGUAUUAUCAUCACGUCUACCAACAAAAGAAUUAAAUUGAUCCAAAUGAGUGCUCCUGACAAAGAAGAAUCGGAGCCCAGCGAGAUUAAGUUGAGUGAAGCCGAUUCGUUGACAAUGAUGUCUAGUGUCGGUGCCGAUGAACUUUUAGAGAAACAUGCACAAGGAGAAAAUGUGACUAAUAGUGAUUUGUGGCAUUCCUUUUUCAGUGCCAAACAAUCGCAACAGAAUUUAGGUUUCUAG